Molecule: messenger RNA, 2814 nt
Organism: Strongylocentrotus purpuratus (purple sea urchin)
Lineage: Eukaryota; Metazoa; Echinodermata; Echinoidea; Camarodonta; Strongylocentrotidae
Product: ectonucleotide pyrophosphatase/phosphodiesterase family member 5
Exons: 5
Coding region: 255-1619 (454 amino acids)
Source: RefSeq, a predicted model, not a curated record
UCUCUCUCUACUCUGCGCAUUUCCGUUGAAACAGGCUAGUAACUCCAUUGUUGAAAUUAAUUUGCAAGGUGAAUAAAUAGAAAAAUAGAGAAUGCCACAUGUCGUUCAACUGCAUUGACUGUUACCGGCAUUCCCAACUCUUGCCUGCAUUCUCAAAGCACACACAGGGACAAAACAGAGGUUUUGUUUCCGCUUCUGCAUAAUUCGAGUCGCUUUUAUUUGAUUUUAUAACAAAUAUACAUAUUUAGACCAACAUGCUGUCAGCACUUUCCUUUUUUCUCGCGGUCGCCGUGGUCAUCACAAUAGGUGACACAUCCGCUGCCACCGGCAAUGACAACGGUGACGACCAGGAACUGCUGCUUCUCGUCGUGUUCGAUGGAUUCCGGUACGACUACCUCGAGAAGACGGCUACGCCCAACUUCGAUCGCCUUGUCAACAUGGGUGCCAAGCCGGCGGGCAUGACCCCGGCCUUUGCCACCAAAACAUUUCCUGGACAUCACACCAUUGCUACCGGUCUCUACCAAGAGAACCACGGAAUUAUAGGAAACAACAUGUACGACCCCGAGUUCAACUCGACGUUCGGCCAGGCCAAUAACGAGCCCCGGUGGUGGAACUACGGAGGAGAACCGAUCUGGGUGACGAACCAAAUCAACGGUGGUCGAACCGUCUCCGUCUUCUGGCCCGGAGAUCGUGUAAACAUCUCAGGCAUGACGGCCACCUAUCACCAGCCAGCCUACGACGGAUCGUUCCCGAACGAAGACCGGAUCGAUCUGGUCGUCGGAUUGAUGUCCAACGGGAGCGCCAAUCUAGGCAUACUCUAUUUCAGUGAGCCGGAUAACACAGGGCACCUGCAAGGUCCAGAAUCAAACGAGACUGCCAACAGUAUUGCUGACUGUGACGAAACCCUCGGGUACCUCCUGGAAAAGCUGACCGAAGCCGAUUUGCUCGAUGACGUCAAUAUCAUCGUGACCAGUGACCACGGCAUGGCGUCCGUAUCUCCAGACCAGACGGUGUUUCUCGAUGACUACGUUGACAGGAGUCUGUACUUCUACACCAACAAUGACCCCGUAUUCGGUUUAUGGCCAUAUGACGAAAACAGCACAGAGGAGCUGUACGACGCUUUGAAAGAUGCACAUCCCAAUAUGGACGUUUACCUUAAAGCGGAAAUUCCUGAGGAAUAUCAUUAUCGGGACAACCGGCGGACUAGCCCCAUUCUUGUGGUCAUGGAGGAAGGAUGGCAUGUUUGGACCAACAGUUCUAUCGAAGGAAACUGGCAAAGAUACAAGGGGAAUCAUGGCUUCUUGAACACCCUUGAGAGCAUGCGUUCCAUCUUCAUCGCCUCUGGCCCCGCCUUCAAAUCAAACUACGCGUCCAAUGAUUUACUCGACGCUGUUGACGUGUACAACUUGAUGUGUCACUUGCUGGCGGUUGACCCCGCACCCAACAACGGCACAUUCAGUCACGUGGAGCCUCUUCUGGCCAAUGAGGGGACAGGAACCUCUCCAGAAACUGCAGAGACGACGCUUCAGAUGACGACAGAAGGUUCAGGCGGUCGUAUAGCGUAUUCUGCACAUCUUCUGUCGCUUGUUUUUGCUAUUUUUCUAGCGUUUUACUUUUAAUCAUAAACAUUUUCCUCCAAUUAUUAGUUUGAUUUAUAAGAUGAACUAAUUCAUUAUUGAUUUAAGAUAUCAUUAAGAUAAACACCAAUUCAUUUAAUUACUUUUAAUAUCAAUACAAGAUGAAUAUUGCAAGGACUUAACGUCUAAACCUAUUCUUAACAUGUGUGUAACACUUUUCGUAUACACAAUGUAUUUCAUUGACCCGUGUGUGAUUUUAGUAUCAAUCUUUGCAAUUUUUUUCUGAAAUGUAAAAGGAAAGACACUUACACCGGGGGAAAGGGAAUUAAACUAAUUAUUGAUUUAGACUUUGAUAUUUACUUAUGUUGCCAUUGAAUGUAUUGUGAGAAGAUUCUGACAAAUUAAUACAUAAAACACAAAAACACCCACCCCCCUACAUGUAUAUAGAUCGUAACCUAAGUAAUAAUACUGCUCGUAAAUUUCAUACAUGCUUAUUAAAAUGAUAUUCAAUAUUUUAGAAAAAUAUUUUUAGCUGUCUCAUGAACUCAUUUUGAUCGACCUAAUUAUUAUUAUCAAAGUUCAGAAGGUGAUUUUAUUUUUCUUCUGGAAAGUUUAAUUCGUGCAUCGUAUGAAGUGUAUAGAAUUACUUAUUUUUAAUUUGUGUUACAAUUUAUAUUAAGUAAUGUAUGAAAUAAUUCUAUUACCCCCCCCCUCCCCCCAGGUCAAUACCUUCAAACUUUAGGAAAUGGGUCGAUUUAGUGUUGGUGUUGUAAGUGACAAAAACUACGGAAGGGUAUGCUUUAUUCAUUUAGAAAACUCAAAUGGAAGCGAAUUUACAAAACUAAAACAAAUAAAUAAGUGUACAAAAAUAGACUGAAAUGAUGACUCAAAAGCGUGGCGCAUUGUAGUGUUUCAGAAUACUAAAUGUCUGUUGUAAACGUGUGUACAUUUUUUGAGGUCAAAAUUAAUAAGAGACUUAUGAAAGAAAUUCAUUGAUUCGCAUUUACUAUUGCUCUAAUGAUUGAUAUACUGGUUGGAUUUCAUUUAACACUCUAUUGAACCUUGAAUAUACUUAUUUUCAUUUAUUGUUGUAUCAACCACAAUGGAAUUCUGCAGCUUACUUAUAAAAAUGCUGACAAAUGACUCUCAGAUGAUUAUGUAUCUGACUGAAAUGUUUUUAUGUUAUAGGUAUUUUUCUGCCUGAAUAUCUGAUAAAUAAAUUGACUUAAAUCAUAAA